AUGUCGACCAUUAGUGGCAUGACCGAUUCGAGCAGCGAAGACAGCGAGGGAGAGCAUAUGGAUAUCAAAAUCGAUCCAAACACAUGGAGAGAUAUCACACGAUUGGCUCGACUGUUAAAAAUCUCAAAGGAAGAGUAUAGAGAAUUGAGGGAAGACAAUCUCAACAAUGCAGAUGGGUUAUUCUUUAGAAAGAAUGUCAAAUUAGACACGGUGGACAAAUUACUUUGGCAAGUAAUACUCCGAGAGCAAUACUGCCUCGCCAAAAGCAGGGUCGAGAAGCCAACUGAAAAGCCAACUGAGAAUCCGUCAAAGACUUCAACCGAAGAUGAGGAUGAAGAUGAGAAUACUGGCGAGGACGAGAGCGAGAGCGAUGAAAACAGCAGUGAGAACGAUAUCUGGGAUGAAGAGGCUCCACAGGAUAAUUUCCUGAUAUCGGACGAAUGUGAACUUUUACCGGCUGCAAAUACCAUGGAUAUGAGCGAUCCGUGGUGGGUCUAUCAGCAGUGCAAUCAAGCAAUAGCUGCGUCCUUGCAGGGGCAAACGGCAGCGCCGGAGGCUUCAGACGGCAACGAGGAGGGAGAGGACCUAUGGGGUGGCGUCCUAUGGGGCGAUGACUCGGGCGGGAUGUCUAGCUACAUGUCACAAAGCAAGGAUAUCAUCGACGCAUACACCUGGUCCCAAGAACUCGAUGCUGAGAACAUGCCUGGGCUCACAGCCGAACCUCAGAUUGCCUUGCCAACACCAGAAAAGCAGGCCCAGUUCGCGGAGCGCAUGAAGUGGCUAGACAACACUGCAUUCCAGAGAGAAAACCACUCAAUUCGACGAGAAUCCCCGGCUCACUGGGGCGCUCCUCGCCGAUGGCGUUGGGCUCGGGAAAACAUGGGUGGCUAUAGCACUCUUACUAGUGCGACGGGGCGCAAGCAGAGUACCGGAGGCGAGAGCACGCAGGCUUCAGGGGACGUGGACCGGCAGUACCAGCUCGGUGGACUUUUCUCGACUGUUAUAUGGGACGAAGCCCAGGCGCUGAGAUAUCUCGAAACACAGGUAUCGCUUACAGCAAGGUCCCUUGCACCGACAUUCAACCUCUGCAUUUCGGCAACCCCCAUCUUUAAUCGAAGGGAAGACUUUGCGGAUCCGCUUACUCUUUCCGACGAUGAUCCAGAAGCCUGGAAACAGCUGUGCCCUGCUCUAAUCCUGCGUUAUAUCCUUGAUCCAAGGAUUCCUGACACUUUUGCAGGAUUCCGCCUCGGUAAGAUCUGGAGGCAUUGCAUGAUAAAACGAUCGUUCAUGUCGGCGAUCCCGUUUGGAAGUAACAAGACGAUUGGCUCGUCAAUCCCCCCGGUAGUGUCCAAAGUCAUAAACACUCGCUUGACGAAAGAAGAGAGGCUCACGUAUGAGCGAGAGGCACAGCCACUGUUGGCGGAGCUCCUUAGAAGGCUUCCGAAUAGGAAAGUGGUGUGGCGGGCGGAGAACUACCGCAAGCUUGUCUUGUUGAGCACCUGGCUUCCGUUUAUCCAUGUUCAUCAAACAGUGAUGGCGCCGUCGUUGAGGAGUGCCACCGAGAAGGCAUAUGAGAAAACGCUGGUGUACAGAUGGGCAAAGCUCAUCAACAAGAAACUCCCUGAAGCUGAAGUACCGGCCAAGUCCAACUACUCCAAACAGCUCGAGCUCCUCCUUAGAGGAAGCCCGCGGCUGCGUGAGCUUCUUCCGCUAGUAUGUGAUCGAGUACUCAGAAAAGCUGACAAGGUGACAGUAUUUGUUCUCCUGCCUGCACAGGGCGUGUAUCUUGCUGCAGCCUUCUAUCUAGUUGGCAUUGACGCACGCUUCUUACACUCGGGCUUGAAGCAAGAAGAGCGGGAAGAGUUGGUCCGCACCUUUACGGAGGACAGAAAGGGAGUGAUGCCCCCUAGCAACCCUGGCCGCAUACAGGCAAUUGGCCGUCUACAGAGAGUAGACCAAAGAUACAUUGUGCUUGUCCACGAGCUUCAUGUUGCUAACACUUUUAAUACUAUGCUUGUCCAGAACAAGCUUAAGAAGGCUAUCCCCUCGAUGACUGCAGAGCUAUCCCAGGAAAUCUUCUCAAUGUGCGAACAAAACGGCGAUAUUGAUCUAGGGCAGUGGGCAAUAGGCCCGGAGGGGGCCUUAGUCAAACGCGGAGAGGACCUCGAAGAAGUGGCUGACCAAGUGUGGCUCUCUGGGGUGCGAGUGAUCCAAGAACUCCUACAGCUGAUGGACGGUAAGGAAUAA
Messenger RNA from Microsporum canis CBS 113480, 2247 nucleotides. RefSeq lists its product as hypothetical. Gene Ontology annotation, molecular function: ATP binding; ATP-dependent chromatin remodeler activity. Bases 1 to 2247 code for a protein of 748 amino acids. Lineage: Eukaryota; Fungi; Ascomycota; Eurotiomycetes; Onygenales; Arthrodermataceae. The record is from RefSeq and is a predicted model, not a curated record. The transcript has 7 exons.